Auanema sp. JU1783 is the source of this 1488-nucleotide messenger RNA. NCBI's taxonomy places the organism in Eukaryota, Metazoa, Nematoda, Chromadorea, Rhabditida, Rhabditidae. The record is from the annotation of a GenBank genome assembly.
AUGGCCUCUUUGACCAUUCGCGCUGGGUUAAAUGCCAGUACACGUUUACCCACAUCAUCACUACUCAUCAUCGGACAUAAUCGUCACAUCAAAGCUUUUUCGUAUGAUGAAUUGAAGCCCAAAAUUGGAGAAUGUGUCUCUGAAGCACAGUGGAAACAUGCUGUGGAGAUACUGCCCAACUCUGGAUCACUCCCUCUGUACUUUAACCAAGCCAGAAUAGCUUCUAUCUCUGACAAACUAUCGAGAGGAAAUUCUCCAGCCAAUCCAAUUGAGAUCUUCAAAGAGGUUAAGAGCUCAAGCUCUCUCAAGGGUUCUGAGACGAUGAAUAUUGUUUUACUGGCUGAUUAUGAACACGUAUUAGCCAGUGUUGCUGCUAUUUCUCGCUCUUUCCCAACUUACUGUCGCAAGACUGGUAAGUCUGAGGACAAUAUUAGCAGCAUUGAAGUUGAAGUUGUUGUCACCAAUGGAAAGGCCCUCACAGAGAACGAUGUUAGUUUCUUAUCUGCUCUUUCACACGCUAUCAGAGAAGCUGGACGCCUUAUUGAUGCUCCAGCCAAUGAACUUACUACCGAUGCGUUGGUUGAUGAAGCCAAGGUGGUUGCAGCCAGUCUUGGACUGACCCCUACCAUAAUCCAAGGUGAAGAGUUAUUGAACCAAGGGUUUGGAGGAAUCUAUCAUGUAGGUAAGGCUGGUCCUACCCCACCAGCUUUUGUAGUUCUUAGUCACAAACCAGCGGGUGCUACCCAGACCUAUGCACUCGUAGGUAAGGGCGUUGUCUAUGACACCGGUGGAAUGCAAAUCAAGGGAAAAACUGGAAUGCCAAAUAUGAAGAGAGAUAUGGGUGGAGCCGCUGGAUUUUUACAUGCUUUUGCCACUUUAGUAAAGGCCGGUUUCAAACAGAAUCUCCAUGUUUGUUUGUGCAUUGUUGAAAACCACGUCAGCCCGAUCGCCAAUAAACCUGAUGACAUCAUCAGAAUGCUCAGUGGAAAAACUGUUGAGAUCAACAAUACUGAUGCUGAAGGUCGUUUGAUUCUUGCUGAUGGAGUUUAUUACGCUAAACACACCCUUGGUGCUGACACUAUAAUUGAUAUGGCAACUCUUACUGGAGCUCAAAGUUAUUUGACUGGAAAGCUUCACGGAGCUGUCUUGACUAACAGUGAAGAUUGGGAAUUGAAGGCUCUCCAAGCAGGAAAGAGAUCGGGAGAUAUGCUUGGACCAAUGCUCUUCUGUCCUGAAGUUCAUUUCCCUGACUUGAAGAGCAAAUUGGCUGACAUGAAAAACAGUAACUUGGGAAAAAUGAAUGGACCUCCAUCAGCAGUAGCGGGUCUUUUCAUUGGAGCUCAUAUUGAGUUUGGUGAAGGGUUGAACUGGUUGCAUCUCGAUAUUGCUGCUCCUGCCGAGUGCGAAGAUAGAGGAACUGGGUACGGGCCAACACUUAUGAGUGCUUUGUUGGGAAACGACACAAAUGUCCCAUUAUUACAUCAUUAA